AUGAAUUUGAGUAUAUUCUUUGCAUUAUACUUUCUUGUUACUGGUGCUGAUGCCUUUAGAAAAUGGCACCCAUACGGCCAUGACUACCUGGCUCACAUUGGGUGUGGCAUUUAUAUUUCUCGUACAGUAACGUUUGCAGACACAAAAAACAAUUACAUUAAAUUCUGCAACAAUAGGAAUGGUUUGGCCACCAUGGUUGGAUGUCUUGCGGAUGCCAACUAUAACUCUACCAGAAUGUUGAGGUAUCUCCAAAUGAGUUGCAUGAAAGACUUCGAGAUUGAAGUCCCUUGGGAGAACUAUACAACUGCCUACUCAUACCUCUUACAGAGUGGAGUUACCCUCAAACUGCUCAGAGAUCGGAAAUAUAACUCUACAAAAGAAAGAUUAAAGACUCCGGUAUAUCUCAAUAAGACCAUGUCAACCUUGUACGUGAAAGCCGAGCAACACUACCUUGACAUUUACUCGAACUCCAUGUACUAUGGAAUUGGAACAGUAGCCUACUGGGGUCUUGUCUGUGUAAUUGGUGCCAUUGCUAAUUGGUCCAUGAUUUUAUUCCCUAGUCUCAGAAUCGCAAUUGAUGGAAGAGUCUCUAAACUUUGGAGAAAAUGGGUGACUCUUCCUGCUCUCUUCGGAAAAAAGAAAACAGCAAUGCAAAGACUCGGCUUUUUCUCGAUGUUAAUUCCUUCAAGAAUCGAGUCCAUUGUGUCACUUCUUUUUAUCGCUUUGCUUAUUGCCGUGAACGCUGCCGAACUUCAUUUUCUUGAGGGAGACCCCAUUUUCAAGAACAGCAGGAAGUAUGCAUUGAUCAAAUACUUCUCAAUUAGAACCGGUGUUGUCUGCACUGUGCUCAUUCCAGUUUUAUUGUUGUUUGGAGGACGCAACAACUUCUUGAUGUGGCUUACUAGAUGGAAGUACUCGACUUUCGUCGCCUACCACAGAUGGAUUGGUAGAUGGGUUGUUUUGAUGGCUUUUCUUCAUUCGGUCGGAUAUACAGAAGUGUUCAUUAUCCGUGAACAGUACGCAGAAGAAAUGGCUGAGAACUACGUGAUUUGGGGUGUUGUUGGUACCGUGUGUGGAUGCCUUAUUUUAUUUCAGGGUUUGCUUUAUUUGCGCCGCAACUGGUAUGAGACAUUCUUGGUAAUUCAUAUUUUGUUGGCCGUUUUUUUCGUGGUGGGUACCUGGUAUCAUGUCAUUCGUCUUGGGUACGGCCAGAUCAUGUUCGCUGCUGUAGCAGUAUGGGGAUUUGACAGAAUUGUUCGUAUUGCAAGAAUUAUGAUGUUUGGAUUCCCUGAGGCCCAAGUCACUUUGUUGAAAGACAAGCUUGAGGUGAUUGUACCAAGACCUCGCCACUGGAAGCCCAUCGUGGGGGGAUAUGUAUGGAUUUAUUUUGGAGACAUGAAGUACUUUUGGCAGGCACAUCCAUUCACUUACAUGCAUGAUGAAAAUAACGUGAUGUUAUACUGUACUGUCCAUUCUGGAGUGACAGAAAAAAUCGCCAAGAAGUUGAGAGCUAAUCCUUCUGGGCCCAGCAUGAAAAUGCGCGUGACUUUAGAAGGUCCUUAUGGAACUUCAAGUCCUAUCGAGCAUCAUAGUGAUGUUGUCUUUGUCGCUGGAGGUAACGGUAUUCCAGGUAUGUUAAACGAGUUCAAACAUUUGCUCAAGAAGCAAGAUUGCAAACAAAGGCUUCAGUUGAAUUGGAUCAUAAGAGAGGCAUUUAAUUUCGAGGAGAUGGCUAAAUACUUUGCAGAAUUACCAUUGUUAAAUGCCGAGGUUAACAUUUACAUCACUCGUCCAGCCUCUUUCGAGUCGCCUAUUGGCCUGGAUGCUAGCAAUGAUGGCGAUUACAAGACCGAAGCUAAGAGCGACACAUUAAGUGGAAUAUCGUUGCUCCAGUCGGACUACCCAGAAUUGAACUUUUUCUCGCUGAGACCCGACAUGAAUACUCUUGUCCAGAAAGACAUCGAUGAUGCAGCUAACAGUGUUGCAUUUGUCACUUGUGGUCCAGCAGUGAUGGUGGAUGAGUUGCGUGCAAUAAUUGUUGAGAAGAUUGACCUGACAAAGAAGAGAGUUGAUUUCUACGACACUGUGGAUGUGUGGAACUAA
Molecule: messenger RNA, 2103 nt
Organism: Australozyma saopauloensis
Lineage: Eukaryota; Fungi; Ascomycota; Pichiomycetes; Serinales; Metschnikowiaceae
Product: ferric reductase family protein
Exons: 1
Coding region: 1-2103 (700 amino acids)
Biological process (GO): intracellular iron ion homeostasis; iron ion transport; copper ion import
Cellular component (GO): plasma membrane
Molecular function (GO): ferric-chelate reductase activity
Source: RefSeq, a predicted model, not a curated record